This is a messenger RNA of Ectocarpus siliculosus, 1975 nucleotides long. The record is from the annotation of a GenBank genome assembly. Lineage: Eukaryota; Phaeophyceae; Ectocarpales; Ectocarpaceae.
AUGCCUGGCCCAAAGUCACCGGUCGAACGGAGGAAAGAGACACAACCGAUUCUAACAGAUGUGGAGCAGGUGGAACACAACGGCCACAUAGUUGAUAGAACGAUCAAGACGGUGAAGGGCGGCUGGAGGCAAGACCUGUCAAGCAUCAUCUUGCUUCUGGUCCUGUACACUCUCCAAGGGAUACCGAUGGGCCUCAGCGGGAGCAUUCCCUUCUUGCUUGUAGACAAGGUGUCUUACUCGGAGCAGGCAGUCUUCAGUCUGGUGUCAACACCCUUUAGCCUGAAGUUGCUUUGGGCCCCACUGGUUGACUCGCUGUACUUCCCGUCCUUCGGCCGGCGAAAGUCAUGGUUGGUGCCUGCCCAGCUCCUUUGCGGAGGAAUGAUGCUCUUGGCCCGGAGCGUGAUGGAUGAGUGGACCGGGGAAGACGGGGGGGUACCGUACGUCAAGACGUUGACGGCUUACUUUUUAGCUUUAUACUUCAUCAUGGCAACUCAGGACAUUGCUGUGGAUGGAUGGGCUCUAACGAUGCUUUCUCGCGAAAAUGUGGGGUUCGCAUCGACGUGCAACACCAUCGGGCAAACGCUGGGUUUCUUCAUUUCUCAAGUGGGCUUCCUUGCUCUAUAUGACCCUGGCGUGUGCAACAAGUACUUUCGAUCUGAACCAUCAGAUGUAGGAAUCGUCACCCUUUCCACCUUCCUACAAUUUUGGGGUGCGGUGUUUCUGGCGACAACGAUUUGGUUGUGCUUAUUCAAGCCCGAGGUCGAAAACGGAGUCACCGACGAGACUUUGGGACUGGUUGACACUUACAAGCAGCUGUACAAGUGUGUGCAACUGCCGUCGGUGAGGUCCUUCUCUUCGGUACUUCUCACGUGCCGCAUAGCGUUUGCCGUCACCGAUGCUGCGACUUCCCUGAAGCUUGUCGAAUACGGCAUGCCCAAGGAAGAAAUCGCAAUGCUGUCGCCAAUCCUUGUCGCCCUUGGGAUGAUGAUUCCAGUCGCGGUUGGCCGUAUCACGGCCGGUUCCAGGCCCAUGACAGUCUUUCUAUGGGGAUAUCCGCUAAGGAUCGCCGUCACUCUCAUGUACCUAGUGGUGCUGCCGUUGUCAAGGAAAGUGUACAUGAUGCCUGGCGGCGACAGCGAAGAGGAAGAAGGGGACGACACCGGCGGCGGUGACACUGCGAAGUUCUUCGGGUGGCUCAUAACUGCAGUUGUAUUACACGAAGUUGCUAUGAACUGCAUGUUCGUGUCCCAGAUGGCGUUUUGCUCUCGUGUCAGCGAUCCAGUUAUUGGCGGGACCUACAUGACGCUUUUGAAUACAAUCGGCAACGUGGGAGGGAGAUGGCCCAACUCUUUGUCCUUGUAUUUGCUGGAAAAGCUCACCUUCAGCCACUGCGUAACUGAGGUCGGAGACAUUGUGGAGGCAGCCUCUUGUGCCACGGAUGACGGGAAGCAACUUUGCACGGGAGCUGAAGGAUCCUGCGUUGCCUGGUUAGAUGGAUACACUGUGCAGGCCUGGGGCUGCUCUCUCAUCGGCUUGAUCUGGCUGGGAUUUUUCGCACGCCGGGUACAGCGAAUGCAGGACCUCCCGGCACAGGCUUGGAUCGUGUCGACCAAAUCUAACUGAUCCCACAAUGGAUUCUCCACGAUGCGAGAUACUAAGUCACAUUUUUAUUCACAACGGAUACAAUAUCCCUAGCAGGCUGGAAAACUUUUGGAAGAGAUCUCGUCCAUCCAGCUUGUCCCAUUCUGCUACAUUCACUUCCAGGGUAGCAGCGGUGGUGCUCGAUGUUUCUGAAGGCCGUGCUGGGGUGGUGUCUGUCAAAAAACCAGCCUUGCCUUCAUUUCGGGGACCUUGCCCGUUUGGUGUACAUCCCGAGGUUGACCAGCUGCUGCACGCGAUCUGAACUCCCGCCCCUUGGACAUAAACCCGGACCUCGCAGCUGCUUCCACGGGGUUCCUCCGUAGAUUUGGGACCG